This is a messenger RNA of Exophiala dermatitidis NIH/UT8656, 2323 nucleotides long. Its product is annotated as NAD-dependent histone deacetylase SIR2. Gene Ontology annotation, cellular component: cytoplasm. Lineage: Eukaryota; Fungi; Ascomycota; Eurotiomycetes; Chaetothyriales; Herpotrichiellaceae. Gene Ontology annotation, biological process: methylation. The transcript has a single exon. The record is from RefSeq and is a predicted model, not a curated record. The coding region runs from base 272 to 2134 and encodes 620 amino acids. Gene Ontology annotation, molecular function: nucleic acid binding.
GCGAGAACAGAACCGUCUUCAAGUUUUGUAUGAAUAGAAGCCAGUACAAAGUUGCAGAUAUAUAGACACAUCUACAAACGACCCAAACCCUGGGUCGGUCUCAACUCGCCGUGGCAGCAAACGUCUCUCUUUCUCUGGGGAUCACUACUACCACAUACAUGCGUUGAUUGAUUGUAAUGCAUCGAUGAACGCUGAACAGUAACCACUUACUGGUUUAUAUUACACCUGGGCCCUACCCCGGACCUGGGAGGAACACGUUAUCUCGAUUGAGAUGGAUACGAAAAUGGACACAGACUACCUGAUCCGCCUCGCGCAGGCUCACGAGUCCUUCCGCCGACCGGAGCUCGAGGCCCUGUCGUCGUUGGCGAAUCUCCCCUGCAAAAUCGUCGAGUAUGCCGAAAACUCGCCGUUUUGUAUUGUGCGAUUCGACUUUCCUUCAACCUCUUCAUCCCCCUUAUUACCAUUAUCACAAACACCACCAUCACCAUCAUCGGCACCGUCGGCACCGUCACUACCCUCAGCCUCCGCAAAACCAACAAAAACAACAUCGGCAAGUCUAGACGACAGUGUCCCGUCUUCAAUUCAAAACGGUACAACAGCACAUGACCACGACCACCACUCUAAACACACGACCAACAAUGUCCGUACAGCAAUCGACCAAAGAGUCCGCGCCUUCGAAGCCCGCUCCAUCCUCUCCAAGGGCAUCUACGAGAUCUGGGGCCAAGGAACCAACUACGACGAACUGCACCGCGACGUGGCCAAGCGAAGCCGCCAUCUCUGGGAAUUGUACAAACACCACUCGUUCAAAUUUGUCAUUGACUGCUACGGAAGUUCGCAGGACGCAGAGCAGCAACGACGCAUCAUCAACAGUUUUAGUUAUUUGGGACUAGAGGGCGAUAUUAAGAUGAAGAAUCCGGAUGUUGAAUUUUGCGUCAUGGAGGAGUGGUUGCCUUUAGACCAUACCACCGACCAACCCACCGACCAACCCACCGACCAAACCACCACCUCCCCUACCGACCAGAGUCAAACAGAGACCACCACCACCACCACCAUCACCACCACUACUACCACCAAUAAUAACACCGAACGACUCAUCGACCGCGUGGCACGCACGACUCGAAGACGAGUUCUCCUGACUCGCAAAAUCGGCACCUCCCAACGGUGGCUGAGAGAGAAGCACGACCUCAAGAAACGGCCGUACAUCUCCACCACAUCAAUGGAUGCGGAACUCGCCCUCGUGACUGCCAAUAUAGCCCUGGCGAGUCCCGGCAAGAUCUUCCUCGACCCCUUCGUGGGCACGGGUGGGUUCAUGGUCGCUGCGGCGGAACUCGGCGCCUGGGUGUUAGGCUCAGACAUCGAUGGUCGAAGUUAUCGUGGCAAAGGCACGGGUUUGGAUAAAGGUGUCGGAGCCAAUUUCAAAAAGUACGGCUUGACACAUCUUUUUGGAGAUUGUAUCAGUUCCGAUCUGACUAAUACGCCGUUCCGAAAGUCUUCCUCAAGAAGUCAAUCACAAUCCCAGCAGCAGCAGCCAACAAAAAAUAAUGGUGGUGGUGGCAGGUGGUUGGACGGCAUCGUAUGCGACCCUCCCUAUGGCGUACGGGAGGGCUUGAAGGUGCUUGGAGCGAGGCCGAGAAAAUCUGUGGUAGCUGCUGCAGCAGCAGCAGAAAACGGGGCUGAAGUAACCUCCUCUGAUGCCAGUGCGGCGCCAAAGGAGAUAUUUGUUGAUGGUGUACCCGCGCAUAAAUUGCCCGGAUACGUCGCGCCAAAGAAGCCGUAUUCCUUUUCCAAAAUGCUCGACGACAUUCUGGAUUUUGCUGCGGACACCUUGGUCGACGGUGGCCGGCUUGCUUUCUGGAUGCCGAGCGUCAACGAGAACGAGGCCGGCGAGGAAGAAGUGACGGUGAUACCGCAACAUCCGCUUUUGGAAUUGAAGCACGAAUGCGUGCAGAGGUUCAACCGGUGGAGUCGGAGGUUGCUCGUUUAUGAAAGACGGCCAGAUUCCGUGGGGCUACCUUGCCGUCAGGAAAAAGUUGUCGAUGUGAACGGCACUGGCACCAGCACCGGUCACACGGCCGAUGAGCUCAACCCUUUCCGCCGGCGAUAUUUCCAGCCGUUUAUGGUGGAUAGAAGUUGAACAGCCGGUAGUUAGCCAGCACAAUUUGACUCUGCCGCAAUUCUCGGCCCCCAGGCAUCCAUGAGAGGUCAUUCCAAUCCAGUAGUAGUCGGGUCCGCCAGUCCUUAUAACUCAAGCCGUAACCUUCAAUUUCUCCACGCCAGCACCAACUCCAGCAACACCCUCAUCACCCUCAUCUUCCACACCAUC